GGCCCUAUAGCCACACACUGGCUGGUGGGUCCCACCUACUGAGCGUUGCCUCUUUAUGUCUACGCAAUGGCUAGACUCUGAUUUGACGCUUUGUAGCGGUUCAGACACCUCUCACAGAAUCAAAACAACGUUACGAGGCGUCUACGUUACUGGAAAGAUUUCAAACAUCAUGCCUGUGGCAGCCACCGGCACAGAGCAUGCAGUGCCGCAGGUGCUGGACACACUGAGUGACAGCACCAGCUCCACCACUGCCAAUGACCUGGACCUCAUCUUCCUCAAGGGCAUCAUGGAGAGCCCGGUGAGUGCAGAGAGUCUGGAGGAGACACGACUGGAGGCCGUGAGGGACAAUAAUGUGGAGCUGGUGCAGGACAUCCUGAGAGAGCUGAGCCCCUUCACACACCGCAGCAACACCGCCGCAGAGCUGUCACGCAUACUCAACCAGCCGCACUUCCAGUCUCUGUUGGAGACGCACGACUCUGUGGCCUCUCAGACAUGUGAGACUCCGCCCUCGAGCCCCUGUGCUUUCAUGGAGCCGCCCAUCAACAGUGUACCGGUGCCAGCUGAUGCCAUCCGCAUGGUGGGCAUCCGCAAAGUGGCUGGAGAGCAUUUGGGUGUGACGUUCCGUAUUGAGAACGGAGAGCUGGUGAUCGCCCGCAUUCUCCACGGGGGGAUGAUCGACCAGCAGGGUCUGCUCCACGCAGGUGACAUCAUCAAAGAGGUGAACGGGCGAGAGGUGGGUGACGACCCUCGUGUGCUGCAGGAGAUGCUGCAGGAGGCCAGCGGCAGUGUGGUGCUCAAGAUCCUUCCCAGCUACCAGGAGCCGCAUCCCCCCAGACAGGUUUUUGUGAAGUGCCAUUGUGAUUAUGACCCUGCCAAUGACAACCUGAUCCCAUGCAAGGAGGCGGGACUACAGUUCUCAAGUGGAGACAUUCUGCAGAUUGUUAACCAGGAAGAUGUGAACUGGUGGCAGGCCCGUCAUGUAGAGGGAGGCAGUGCUGGUCUGAUUCCCAGUCAACUUCUGGAGGAGAAGAGGAAAGCUUUUGUGAAGAAAGAUGUUGACCUUUCACCAGCAGCCAAUCUCUGCACUGGAAUGGUUGGCAAGAAGAAGAAGAAAAUGAUGUAUCUAACUACAAAAAAUGCAGAUUUUGACAGGCACGAGUUACUGAUCUAUGAGGAGGUGGCAAAAGUCCCACCUUUUCGCAGGAAGACGCUGGUUCUGAUUGGUGCACCAGGAGUGGGACGACGAAGUCUGAAGAAUAAGUUGCUAGUGUCAGACCCUCAGCACUAUGGCACCACCGUCCCCUACACGUCUAGGAAGCCCAAAUCAGCAGACAGAGAUAAUAUGAUGUAUGCCUUCACAUCCCGGAGUAAGAUGGAAGCUGAUAUUAAAGCUGGCCACUAUCUUGAACACGGUGAAUAUGACGGUAACCUCUACGGCACCAAGAAUGACUCCAUCCAUGAAGUAGUGGAGGCUGGACGUAUCUGUAUCCUGGACGUCAGCCCACAGGCCCUAAAAGUCCUCAGGACAUCAGAGUUUUUGCCUUAUGUGGUGUUCAUCAAAGCCCCAGAGUUUGAGGUGCUGAAGGCCAUGAACAGAUCUGGGGUGGAGGCUGGAGUGACCAAACACCGACCAGACGCAGAACUGAAGAGGACGGUGGAUGAGAGCGCCAAGAUUCAGAGAGUGUACGGACACUACUUCGACCUCACCAUAGUAAAUGACGAUUUGGAACAAGCAUACAGGAUGCUCAAAUCCUCCUUAGAGAAGUUAAAGGGAGCUCAGCAGUGGGUUCCGGUUGGGUGGGUGUUUUAGAGCUCAGUACAGCAACUAGUGGAUGAUUCAUGUGACACUUUAUACCAGUGUUAACUGGUUUACAUCAUCAACCUCGUGCCAGGGGUGUACACUGAUCAGAGAGCUUAUAUGUGUGUGUGUGUGUGUGUGUGUGUGUGUGUGUGUGUGUGUGUGUGUGUGUGUGUGUGAAAUCACCAUCUACCCUUUACAAAAACCGUGACAUUGAACUAGUCUCAUCUUUUUGUUUACAGUAAACAUUAAAGUUUCAGUUCAGAUGUUUUUUUUAAAUUUGAGAUAUUUUUUAAUUUUACACAAAAUAUCUGAACAUCCUUUAACAAUUAAGUUAAAAAGAGUAAUCUCUCAAAGAAAAUGAUACAUUUAUUUCAGAAGCAAAACUGUUAGACAAGACUAUAUUUUGCAGAAUAUAUCUUGAAUUUACAAUUUAUAAUGAAGGUUUUUUUUGUUUUUGUUUUUUUAACGUAACCUUUUCAAAAGGUUGCUAGAUUUAUUGGGUUAAAACAAACAAACAACAACAACAAAAGAUCAAACUUGUACUACUGUUUGGGGUCAGUUUUAUUUUAAUAAAUUAAUACUUGAAUAAUUGAUUAAAAGUGACAGUAAAGACAUUUAUAUGUUACAAAAGAUUUCUAUUAAAAUAAAAGCUGUACUUUUGAACUCUCUAAACCCCGAAAACUGUAUCAUGAUUUCCA
This is a messenger RNA of Cyprinus carpio (common carp), 2499 nucleotides long. RefSeq names its product MAGUK p55 scaffold protein 2a (gene mpp2a). NCBI's taxonomy places the organism in Eukaryota, Metazoa, Chordata, Actinopteri, Cypriniformes, Cyprinidae. The record is from RefSeq and is a predicted model, not a curated record. Gene Ontology annotation, cellular component: plasma membrane; cell-cell junction. Gene Ontology annotation, molecular function: protein binding.